Messenger RNA from Mytilus californianus (California mussel), 2599 nucleotides. Its product is annotated as membrane progestin receptor alpha-like. The record is from RefSeq and is a predicted model, not a curated record. Bases 93 to 1100 code for a protein of 335 amino acids. The transcript has 2 exons. NCBI's taxonomy places the organism in Eukaryota, Metazoa, Mollusca, Bivalvia, Mytilida, Mytilidae. Gene Ontology annotation, molecular function: signaling receptor activity. Gene Ontology annotation, cellular component: membrane.
AAGAUGAUGAAAUUCACAAAAUCAGACGAAGUCGAACAGUGAAGUCCAUAAAAUAAAGCAGACGACUGUUUUGUGUCGUAUCUAUUCAGAUCAUGGAUUUGGCAAAAGGCUUUGCAACUAGUGGCGUGAAGAUAGCAUCUGAAUUAUGGAAACCACAACGCACCCUUCAUGUUUCAAAUAUACCACCAUGUUUCCGAGAACCGGGUAUCCUUAAAGGAUAUCGAUUAACCAAUCAAAACUGGUUUUACUAUGCAAAGAGCAUUUUUUAUAUCCACAACGAAACGUUCAAUAUAUGGACACACUUGAUUGCUUUUUUUAUUUUGUGGUCAACUCUUGCAAGAUAUGCAUUAAUUUAUGACUUUUGGACAGAUGACCGAUCUUGGCCAAUACUUGUAUUUGGUAUAUGCUGCCUUGUAUCAACUGCUCUUAGUACUUUAGCUCACAUAUGGCAUUCCAAAUCGCGAAAUAUUCACUAUACCGUGUUUUUAUUUGACUACGUCGGAGCAUCAUUGUACGGAUUUGGAUCCGGAAUACUUGCCUUGUAUACGUUCUCCGACGACAAAACAUACAAAACUGUUGAAGUACCUACAUUUAUUCUGAUUUGGUUUUAUGCCUGGUUUGAUUGUCUCACCAUGUGCGGUACCAAAGUGUUUUUGGACGAAAACUCAAUGAAAAGAAAAUGUUCCAUCGUAGGGGUGUUUAUUUUGUAUGGAUUUGUGGUAACUAUUCCCGUAGGACAUCGCUACUGGACAUGUUAUAAAGAUAUCAACUGUAGUCUUACAUCACUCAACCACAUUUCUGUACUUUACCUUAUGUUUGUUCUACAGGGAUUCACCUUCGGAAGUCAUUUACCUGAACUACUUUUCCCUGGUGUUUUCGAUAUUCUCGGGCAAAGUCAUCAGUGGUUUCACAUAGUUUCUACUGCGACACAGAUGCUCCAAAUACACACUGCUCAUUUUGAAAUAUCACAUCGACAAUCAAAUCACGGAAACCCAGACCUAAAUUUUCUGAUACUUGCAACACUUUUAUUAGCCAUAUUUCAGACUCUAUCAUUAUUGAUUAUCCGAAGGUUCGUUCCAAAUAAAGAUAAACGAGAGUAAUAUGAUCAUAUACGUGGGAACGUUCAUCCGCUCCGUUUUUUAUGAUAGACAUUAGUGUUUUCGCAAUUUCAAAUCACAAUUCCACAUUUUCGUGCACUUCUAGAAAUACUACUCAACUUUUCAUUCUAAAAAUAAUUUUGUUUUAAUUUUUUUUAUAAUGUUCUUAAGUAUUCGUUCAUAUCAACCGUAUUAUAAAUUUAGGCGAUGAAUGACAUGAAAGAAAAUUAGUAUUUACACACAUUUGUAAUAAAGUUUGUUUUAUAUAACAAUUGAGAUCCAGAUAAAUAAAACGUUUUCUCAAUCUGAUUAAAAUACAGAUUCUGUGUCUAAAGCUGUCAUGUUUUAAUCAGAUUGACAUUUUCUCUAAUUCUUAGUCGAUUUAUCUUUUUCCUGACUGUUGAUCAUUUUUAAUUAAUCAACGUGUGGUUCGUUUGAUCUCAGUUCUUCGUUGGUCAAAACUCAAUAACAACGUCAAAUUGUUUUGUUUAAACUUCUUCUGAAUUUCCUUUUGUGACAUAGAAUAAACACCUCUUUUUGCAGAUCAUUGGAAAAAGAAGGUUAGUUUCGUCGAUGAUUACCUAAUAAUCAUUAGAGAAACAUUUAUUUAUCAUUUAUAUAUAAAUUCUACCACCAAAAUUCGUGCAAUACGAUAAGUGUCCACUCUCGACAGUUAAAUUUCAAAUAUUUAAAAGGCGCGGCGAGCCUCACGUUUUAAAUUUAAAAAUAUAACUGUCUCAUAGCUUGAUAAUAACUCAACUUAUACUACAGUUCACCAAACGUAGCAAAUAUUUUGACAAUCGAAUAAUGCUGCAUUAGGUUAAUGUGUUUUUUCAACAGAUAUUCGCCAUGGAAACCAACUAUGUUCCUCUUCUAGCCGACUUGUUUCUAUAUUCGUAUGAGGCAUACUUAUACAAGAAUGUUCAGGAAAAUGGCAUGAAAGAAAUGUUAAUCUUUAGACGCAUAUUCUGCUAUAUAGUCCUAUCACUGAAUAAAACAUGUUUGGUGACUAUGUUGAUCGUAUCUAUCCCAAUGAGUUUGAAUUAAGUAUAUCAUAGAUACAAUGAGUUCUGUUUCAUAUCUAUACUUUAGUUUCAACUAGGAAUUGACAAGGAAGGCGGUCGAGAACUAAACUUUGCGGCAAACGAGAGGAAUUCAAUUUUUUCCAUUGUAAACUUUCCAUUUCAGCAUAGCAGUUUCCCAGCAGUCUAUUUAUAAUGAGUAUAAUUAUAAUACGGUCAUAGUAAUAAAAGGUCGUGAGUGGCAGACACAAACACAAUCUUUUUUUACACCUUAAAAAUCAGCCAUGCACAGUACUCUUUGAUAUAACAUUUACAUGGUUUUGUUAACACGGGUACAUGUACAGGUAGUAUCCACAAUAGCUUUAUUUCAUGAUACAGAAGGUCGCAUCUAAUACAUUGUGUUGUUUUUGUAUGGGUUAUUACGAAGAGUAACACUCUUACACAUAUACUACUAAUUAUCUUCGUGUUCAUAAAAUUAUA